This is a messenger RNA of Theobroma cacao (cacao), 3224 nucleotides long. Its product is annotated as phosphatidylinositol-3-phosphatase myotubularin-1-like. Gene Ontology annotation, biological process: phosphatidylinositol dephosphorylation. Gene Ontology annotation, molecular function: phosphatidylinositol-3,5-bisphosphate phosphatase activity; phosphatidylinositol-3-phosphate phosphatase activity. Lineage: Eukaryota; Viridiplantae; Streptophyta; Magnoliopsida; Malvales; Malvaceae. Gene Ontology annotation, cellular component: cytoplasm. The record is from RefSeq and is a predicted model, not a curated record.
UUUUGUGGGAUCAAUCAUUACUCAUCAUCCUCAUCAUUUCUUCCAACCAGAAUCCCAUCUAUCCUCCGCUACAAAUAACAUAACCCAUACGUCUCUUCCGUUUUCUCUCUGUCUCUGGACAAAACUUCAAAUUUAUAAAUAAAAAAUUUAAAGCAAAACCCAGAAGAGAAGAGAGGAGAAAAUUGGAGUCAACAACCGACGGGCAUGGCUGCACCGAGGCCGCGUCGAUCGGUCUCCGUCAGAGACCCUUCUGACGGUUGCGAAAGGUUGGAGGGUGCUGGUAGUUGGGACGCUCUUGAAUGGACCCAAAUCGAGCCGGUUACGAGGUCGGUUUCGCAUGCCAAUUUGGAGUUUCUGCUUGAAGCUGAGCGAGUUGUAGAGGAGGGCCAUGGUGUUGUUCUUGUUAAUACUGAUGAGGCCGGAACAUUGUUUGUUACCAACUUUCGUCUUCUCUUUCUUAGUGAAGGCACCAGAAAUAUUGUUCCACUUGGUACCAUUCCGUUGGCAACCAUUGAGAAGCUCAACAAAAUGGUAGUGAAGAUUCAAUCAGCUCCUCGACAAACUGACAAGUCUUCAUCACGUCGUCUUCUCCAGAUCAUAGGAAAAGAUAUGAGAGUUAUUGUGUUUGGCUUUCGCCCUCGUACAAAGCAGAGACGUGUUAUAUUUGAUGCAUUAUCAAGAUGUACAAAGCCAGCAAGAAUUUGGGAUCUUUAUGCAUUUACUUGUGGACCAUCCAAAUUCACUAACCCAAACCCAAAGGUGCGAUUGCUGAAUGAGUACUUUCGCCUUCUUGGGAAAGGCUUCCAUCGUGCAUCAAUGAAUAUGAUCGAAGAUGGGUCAUUUACAUUGUCUAAUGAUUUGUGGAGAAUAAGUGAUAUGAAUACCAACUAUACAAUGUGCCAAAGUUAUCCAUUUGCGUUGAUUAUUCCAAAAAAUAUAAGUGAUGAAGAAGUGAUCCAAGCUUCAACUUUUCGUGCAAGGUGUAGGAUACCUGUAGUCUCUUGGUGUCACCCUGGAACUGGAGCAGUUCUUGCACGUUCAUCACAACCUUUGGUUGGUCUUAUGAUGAAUAUGAGGAGUAACACUGAUGAAAAGUUGGUUGCUGCGCUUUGCACUCAACUUGUUGAUGGAAAGGGUUCAAGGAGGAAGCUUUAUAUUGCUGAUGCAAGACCAAGGAAAAAUGCAUUGGCAAAUGGAGCAAUGGGAGGUGGCUCAGAGUCAUCUUCAAAUUAUUUUCAAUCUGAGAUAGUUUUCUUUGGGAUCGACAACAUACAUGCGAUGAGAGAAAGUUUUGCUCGGCUUAGAGAAUAUUUAGAUACUCAUGGCGCCGCAUCAUCAGAUGGAAUGUCAUCAUUCUUGAGACAUGGGGGUUGGACUUGGGGUGGGGGAAAUCUCAGCAGUAUGUCUGCUUCAGUAUCGACCCUUGGUGACAGUGGUUGGUUAAUACAUGUUCAAAGUGUCUUGGCUGGUUCAGCUUGGAUUGCUGCACGCGUUGCUUUGGAGUCAGCAUCGGUGCUUGUGCAUUGCAGCGAUGGAUGGGAUAGAACAAGUCAGCUGGUUUCACUUGCAAACCUGAUGCUUGAUCCGUAUUACCGAACAUUCACAGGUUUUCAGGCACUUGUUGAAAAAGAUUGGCUAGCUUUUGGUCAUCCAUUUUCAGAUCGUGUGGGAAUGCCAAGCAUAUCUGGAACUUCGUUUGAAUUAACCAGACAAUCUUCUACUGGAAGUUUUUCAUCAUCACCCAUGCGUCAAUCUUCAGGAUCAUUCACACCUCAAGCUUCUAAUUCAUCUCAUGCACAGAACAAUUAUUCCCCCAUAUUCUUGCAGUGGGUUGAUUGUGUUUCGCAGUUGUUGAGGAUGUAUCCCUUUGCUUUCGAGUUCUCUUCAACUUUCCUGGUGGAAUUCUUGGACUGUGUUCUUUCAUGUCGUUUUGGAAAUUUCUUGUGUAACAGUGAGAAGGAGAGACAACAAUGUGGUGUCUAUGAUGCUUGUGGAUGCUUGUGGGCCUAUUUGGCUGAUCUGCGUUCUUCAGAGGGAAGUUCCCAUGCCCAUUGUAACCUCUUCUAUGAUCCAUUGAAGCAUAAUGGGGCACUUUUACCUCCAGCAGCGGCUUUAGCCCCAACCCUCUGGCCUCUAUUUCAUCUUCGCUGGGCUUGUCCUUCUGAAUCCCAAGCUGGUGAGCUCGAGGCUGAAUGCAGGAACAUGGCUAUUAAGUUUUCUGAACUGCGAAAGGCUAAAGAAGCUGCUGAAAAGAAAGCCAAGGAAUACUCAGUAGCCAUGGAAACAUUGAAUGUAGAGUUACGAAAUGAGAAACAGGUCAGCAAAUCAACAGUGAUCUUGGCCAAUAGAGCCAGCAAGGAAAGUGCAGCAAUAAAGCGAGCUGUACAGUCGCUGGGGUGCAGAGUUAACUUUACAAGUAGUGGUGAUUGUACUGUUGAUGUUGAAAGCAAUCCAACUGAAACCCCACAAAAUUUUAUGUGUUCUCCUUCCAGAAGAGAAUCUGAUGCUAUGAUGGGACAUGAUGAGAAAACAGAUUUAUCUGUUUCAAUUACAGUUGUGGCAGAUAAUAAUGUUUCCAGCAGUCCAUUUGGUCAAGUGUGUGAAACUUUAUGUCCUUUGCGUACAAGGGAUGGGGGCUGCCGUUGGCCAGAUGCUGGUUGUGCUCAGCUUGGUAGUCAGUUUGUAGGACUGAAGGCAAAUUUUGAUGCAUUUGACCAGCUUUCUAUUGAUGAUGAUUAUUUUCAGUCUGAAUGAGAAUUUGGAUUUGUAGCUAAGUUGAUGGUACAUAAUCAGUUUUUGCCUCAAUAAUUGGAUAUGAGGUUCUUUUCUUUAUUGAAGAAAGUAGAGUUCACAGGUUUGUUGCAAGAAACUGGAGAUUUUGGCUCUCUUUUUCAGAAGCAGCCUAGAGGUGUGGCAUAACGAUAGUGACCCUUGCUUUUUGGAUGGGUCUCGGGAUAUGUACAGAGAAUGCAGAGUCUAUUGUUAUCAAUCUAGUUUAGAUAUUGAAGGACCGAAGCAAGAAAUUGUACAUUCAGGAGGCUAUCCUAGGUACCUUUCAUAAGGAGGUGCUCUCAGUAUUGCUAUUACAUGACCAUUCUUUUCUUGAAUAAAGAUUAGUUUGUGUACAGAUUUCGGAGACUUUAUUUGCAACAGUGUCACCCAGCAAUCGUUGCAUAAUGACUGACUCCAUACAAUUCACUAGUGAAAGUGCCUUGAUCUUCAUA